Pipra filicauda (Wire-tailed manakin) is the source of this 2800-nucleotide messenger RNA. Its product is annotated as serine/threonine-protein kinase PAK 3-like. Lineage: Eukaryota; Metazoa; Chordata; Aves; Passeriformes; Pipridae. Gene Ontology annotation, biological process: intracellular signal transduction; regulation of axonogenesis; regulation of MAPK cascade. Gene Ontology annotation, cellular component: cytoplasm. The transcript has 12 exons. The record is from RefSeq and is a predicted model, not a curated record. The coding region runs from base 794 to 2185 and encodes 463 amino acids. Gene Ontology annotation, molecular function: ATP binding; protein serine/threonine kinase activity.
GCCUUACUAAGCACUACAAGCCCAGGAUAAAGCUUCUAAAGGACACUCUGUUGUCCACCACCAGAGGAUAGUCCCUUGAUGUCUGCACUAAAUCACCAGGAAAACAAGCUAAGCCUCAAAUCCUUAUUCCAUGGAAGGGCAGAGCUCAUUUCCAGAGGAGUUUUGUGCCCUUUCUUUCCUUCCAUUGACAUUCCUUUCUUUUCUUUUUCAAGCUGGGUCCUGCUUUUAGCUCUAGAUUUUGACAGAGACCAAUUGCACCUGAUUUUCAUGGGGAUGAAAUGUCUGCAAGUCAUCCUACAGGUAGUGUGGGAUCUUGGGGCAGAUCUGUGAGGCUGUGGUUUUUGGCUCUUCUAAACCCACAGUCUUGGGCUUUCCAUGUACAGGGCAUUCCAGGGCAGUGGGACAGGCUUCCAGUGACAGAGGAGAAUUUUCCAACAUUUUUUUGGCAUUAGCUGUAGAGAACAUUCAGGGGCUCUGCAUACAUCUGCAAGCAAAGCUAGAGCAGCUGCUGUUGUGAUGUCACUGGAACCGUUGUCCUGGUGCACGGACCGUUGUCCUGGUGCAUGGAGUGUUGUCCUGGUGCACGGACCGUUGUCCUCAUGCACGGAGUGUUGUGCUGGUGCACGGACCGUUGUCCUCGUGCACGGGAGCCUCCGUGUGCACAGUGUGUUUGGCGUGCUCGUAGCGGGAGGGUGCUCCUCAUCGAGGCACUCACCUCCAGCAGGCUGCACUUGGACACCCGGGGUGUCCUUUUCUUCCUUGGCGUGCACAGGCUGUGGAAUUCUUGCCCAGCAUGGCUAAAGUGUUCCGGCGAGUCUGUGCCGCCUUUCGCCGGGUUUUUCCUAUGGCCUAUGCUUUUUGUUCCCACCCAGACAAACCCGGGCUGCUGACCCAUCUAGCAAGAAAAUAUGUGUUUAGAAACAGAAGAGGCCGUCCUUCGGUGAGCGGCAAAAGGAAACUACCUCGAGCUGACCCUCCUCAGGCUCCUUCUCUUCCUUCCCUUUAUGAGGAUACAGAGGAGGAAGACAACAACGAAGCUCCACCUGUUGUUGCACCGGAGCCUGAACAGCCAAACUCUACCAAUACAUGUUCUGGAACAAAAUCUUCCACUGCCCUGGAAGCUGCUGCACUGGAAGCCGCUGACAAAGACAACACUCCCACACCUGAGAUCACCUACAUGAGCACUUCCAGCAGUUCCUGCAGCAGCACCAACGAGCAGCAAAAGACGGUAGAGGAGGACAGCCUCGAGAAAUUGAGGAGCAUUGUGAGUGUGGGAGAUCCUAUGAAGAAGUACGUUGAAUGGGAAAAAAUUGCCAGUGGGGCUUUCGGAACAGUCUAUGCAGCGACCGACACUGCCACAGGAGGAGAGGUGGCCAUAAAGCAAGUGUGUCUCCAAAAACAGCUCAAAAAGGAACGAAUUGUCGAUGAGCUCAUUGUCAUGAGGGACAACAAGCAUCCAAAUAUUGUUAACUAUUUAGACAGCUACCUGGUUGGAGAUAAACUGUGGAUAGUGAUGGAAUACCUAGACGGAGGCUCCUUAAGUGCUGUUGUUAAGGAAAUAAGCAUGAGUGAAGGAAUGAUGGCAGCUGUCUCUCGAGAGUGCCUGCAAGCACUGGCCUUCCUCCAUUGCCACCAAGUGAUCCACAGGGAUCUCAAAGGCGAUAACAUUCUGCUUGGAAUGGAUGGAUCCGUCAAGUUGGCUGAUUUUGGUCUCGCUGCUCGCAUCACACCUGAGCAGAGCAAACGAAGCUCAGUCGUUGGCACAGUUCACUGGAUGGCCCCCGAAUAUCUAACUAAAGAGGAAUACGGACCCAAAGUGGAUAUUUGGGCACUGGGCAUCACAGUGAUAGAAAUGCUGGAAGGAGAACCUCCUUAUUUUUGGGAGCUUCCUCGCAGGGCCAUGCAGCUCAUCAUUUCAAAGGGGAUACCGGAGCUGCAAAGCCGCGAAAACCUGUCCCCUGCAUUGCAGGACUUUCUGAACCGCUGCUUGCAGGCAGACGAGGACAGUCGAUGGUCUGCUGAGGAACUUCUGCAGCAUCCAUUUUUACUCUCAGCCAUGCCCCUCUCCGGCCUCACAACUGUGAUCAAUGCAGCAAACCAGCUGAGGGAGGCCAGCAGACAGAGGAAGGGUUUUGGCAUGCCUUCCUCCAGUUCCAUCGAUGGGUGGAACUCAGAACAAAACUGAAGGAGCCUCACCCCAGUGAAUACCCUGGGGGAGUUCCACAGAGGAGGGGGCGCUUAGGAGUCGAUUAGGGCACAGGGCAUCACCACCAGCAGGUGGUGAGCAACUGCAUUGUACAUUGCUUGUUUUGCUUGGGUUUCAUCUCUUUCUCCGUUUUACUACUGUUACAAUUAGGAUUUGCAUUAGUAUCACUAUUAGAGUUUGUAUUAGUAUUAGUGUUAGUAUUACUAUUUGUAUUCAUAUUGGAUUUUACUCUGUUUCAAUUAUUAAACUGUUCUUAUCUCAACAUACGAGUUUUGCUUGGGUUUCAUCUCUUUCUCCGUUUUACUACUGUUACAAUUAGGAUUUGCAUUAGUAUCACUAUUAGUGUUUGUAUUAGUGUUAGUAUUACUAUUUGUAUUCAUAUUGGAUUUUACUCUGUUUCAAUUAUUAAACUGUUCUUAUCUCAACAUACGAGUUUUGCUUGGGUUUCAUCUCUUUCUCCGUUUUACUACUGUUACAAUUAGGAUUUGCAUUAGUAUCACCAUUAGAGUUUGUAUUAGUAUUAGUGUUAGUAUUACUAUUUGUAUUCAUAUUGGAUUUUACUCUGUUUCAAUUAUUAAACUGUUCUUAUCUCAA